Molecule: messenger RNA, 438 nt
Organism: Belonocnema kinseyi
Lineage: Eukaryota; Metazoa; Arthropoda; Insecta; Hymenoptera; Cynipidae
Product: kunitz-type U1-aranetoxin-Av1a-like
Exons: 4
Coding region: 80-409 (109 amino acids)
Molecular function (GO): serine-type endopeptidase inhibitor activity
Source: RefSeq, a predicted model, not a curated record
UACUUUAGGAAUCAGGAAGAAGUUGAUUGAUUCAAAUUUUUUUUAGUAAUUCAGUCUAAGAGGAGGAAAGUUUUUAAAAAUGAAAAUUAAGAUUCUUGCACUAUUUUUAUUUUUUUACAUCAUUACGAAAACGGAAGCAAUUUUUAUCGGACAUGGGGGAAUAAGUGAUGAUUGGCUGAAAAUCAUUAAAAAUGCAACUGCGAUCGAAACAACACCACCAAAGCCUAAUCCUAAAAAAUCUGAUUGUCUGAUAAAAGUAGAAAAUCCUAAAAACAGUAAGGUGUACUCCACCCGCUUUACAUAUGAUCAUACUACAAAAGAAUGCGUGGAAAUAAUAUAUGGCGGAGAUGCAGAAAAAAAUAUUUAUUGGACCGAGGAAGAUUGCGAGAAAGUUUGCAAAGGUGUAUAGAAAACACUACCGUCUCAAGAAUUUCUACA